Molecule: messenger RNA, 547 nt
Organism: Callorhinus ursinus (northern fur seal)
Lineage: Eukaryota; Metazoa; Chordata; Mammalia; Carnivora; Otariidae
Gene: CUNH5orf58
Product: chromosome unknown C5orf58 homolog
Source: RefSeq, a predicted model, not a curated record
UCAGCCUCCAAAUGGGCGGGCCCCCAAGGGCCCGGGGCUCCUCACAGGCUUCCGUGGGUUCCAGAAGGGGCUGGCCGGUGGUUGUCCCAAGGCCAGGGUCACGCGGAGUGCGUUUUGCGUCGUCCUGAUCCGGCUUGGGAGCAGGAGGGCUGUGGAAACUUCGAGGCUAUCUUCAGUCACCAAGUGGCAGUUGGGUGGGCCAGCGGCAUCCUGGGUUUCCUCACUGGUUGGCUCUAAAGUGAGUGAAGUAGGAUAAAUUCCUCAACUCAGGAGAAAGCAGAGACAAGAAAUUGACUUAACGAUGUUUAAGAAUAAUGUUCCUGACCAUGAGCUAAAUGUGGAAGCCAUAAUUAAAAACAUUAACACAAUUUCUUCAGAGCUGAAGAAGAUGAAAGAGCUCUCCCAGUUGCUGCUUUGUGAUCUUACUCUACAUUUUAAUCGUCCUGUGAAGACAGAUGACUUACAGGAACCAAAAGGGAAAACCCCCUUCUUUGAAGAGUCUAAAAUAUCAGAUGUAUCCUUUGCUUCUACCAGUUUUUCUAUCUGA